UGCUCUGUUAUGCAUUUCGUGUGUGAGGCCCUUUAAAACCCACUGCAAUAGAAAACGCUGUUAUUGUAGAAAGCUUAUUAAUGCUCUGUGAUGCAAUUCAAAGCGAUGUGUCGUGUUAUGACAGGGUUGUUCACGGUAAUACUAUAUAAUCUUUAAUUGUAUUAAAAAUGCCGUUCUUCGAUUUUUUCCGAAAUUUCCUUGGUGUAAGACGCCACGAUGAGCCCGAUACAAGCGGAUAUAGCACUCAUGAUCCGCAUCGAGAGAAUUUCCGAAAUCCAAUUUGGCAGAGUGACGAAGAUGACGAUGAUGAUGACAUAGAUAUUUUUCGGCAUCCUGAGAGUAAUUUGCACUUCAAUAUCUUCAGCAAUCCACUCGAAAUGACGCUUUAUUUCGAAUCCCAGAUGGAUAAUAUAAUGAAAAAUUUUUUUAGAUUUAACAGUACCUUUUUUGAUGAUAAAGCUGUUACGGCAUUACCGUUUGCCGCACCUGAAAAAGAUAAUUUACGGGACAGAGUACUAAAGUCCAAGCCUGAUACAUUCGCCUUAACGGAGGUACCGUUUGAGAAUAAAGCAGAUACGGAUUUAGAUGGAAGGAUUUCUACGGAAGAAUUUUCGAAAAUGUGGAAUAAAGGAAAUAUAGAAGUGACAAAACCUUCUGUACCACAUAGUUUCUCAGUUGGAAAAUCUGUCAGAAAGGAGAUUGUACGUAGAUCUGACGGAUCUAUAGAAAAAAAGCAAGUAAUCAGAGAUAAUGAGGGUAAUGAGGAGACAAUCAUUUCAAAGGAAGCAGAUGGUAAAACAUAUAUUGUUACUAUAAAAAAAGAUAGAAAUGGUGUUGAAACAAGAUCCGAGGAUUUAUUGAAUAUGGAUGAAAACGAACUGAAAGAUUUUACUCAAAAGUGGAAAUGUUCUGUGAAAGAUAACACAAAUAGCUCAAUUCUUAAUCAUUUUCCAUGGGAGAAGUUCUUCGGUCCCAAUCCGAAAUUGUAGCAAGUAGUUAAAAAAUCACAUAGUCUUUAUUCCUAAUAAAUUAAAACAUGUGUGAUGUUAAUAAAUAGAUUGAAUCAACAAUAGAAGUACUUUUUUCAUUUUUAAUCGCAAAGUUUUCUUUAUUCGAUGGAAUAUAUUCUGUACAUAUUUAAUAUAUACAUAUGUUUAAUAAAAUUUAUAAUUCAUACAAAAAUAUUUUUAAGUUUAUACAACUAAAAAUCGUCUUGCUUAGAGAUAUAAAGUUGUGGUUAGAGAUAAGCGCUAUUAGAUUAACAUGUUUUUGCAUUACAAGAAUUUUGAAUGUCUAAUCGUAAUUAAUAAUUACAUAUCUAAUUCGCAAUAUAUUUUAAAUUAUACUGACUUAAAAUACAAAUGUUUUUGAGACAAUAUUCUUUUUUGAGCGUACGCGUAUAAAGUAAAUCCAGUAUAUACGUCGUACUUAACAAAAAUUUAAAUUUAUCAAGUAGUAUUUACUAUGUUUAAAGAAAAUGUAUUGCACUAAUAAAACUACUUCGUACUAUCUACUACUAAAAAAAAUUAGAAAUAUGAAAUAUUUAUUUUCUUAUAUUUAAAAAAAUCCUUCCAUUUUUGUCGUAUAUCAAAAGUGGUAGGAUUAUGUCUAUUUAUGAGUGAGACAAUCAAACUGAAUAAGAAAUACAAGAGCUACUCCAUCCUUUACAUUCUCUUUGCACUUAUGUACCAUGAAAUAACACUAAAUUUUUUACAUUUCCUACAGAGAGAAUAAUCAUUUUACGUAAGUUGUGAUAUAUCGCUACGCUACUCACAAUAUUAAAUUAAUUCAACGAUGGUUUAAUUAAUAUUAAUAGUAAAAAAACUGAAAUUACACAAAUACUAGUAUAACAUAAAAUAUAACAAUGGUUAUUUAAACAAGUUAUCUUUAUUCCUUUUAUUUUUUUCUGACAUCUGUGGUGUAAAUACUAGAAUUACCCUAAUAUUAACUUCCAUUUAAUUGUAAGGGCAAUAACAAAUUCAAUUUAUGCAUAAAGCAAUAAAAAUAAAUGGUAUAGGACUCAAAUGAUUAAAUUAACCGAAUCUUCUUUAACCAAUGUUAAAUAUAAAUAAAUGCUAAGUAAAUAGUCUGUCAUAAUAAAGUUAUAUGAAUCAUACGUUAUAAAGCCACAUAAAGAUGAAAAAAGAUAAAUAAGGAAAAUAAUAAUGGUUAUAAGUUCAUACAAAUUAUAUAAUGAUAAAAGAACGAAAAAACUAAUAAUUUGUAUGCAUUUGUUGUGAGCUUGGCUUUUAUGAUUAUAACUAUUGUUUAUUUAUAUAUUUUUUAAUUAAUAUAUCGCUGGUAAUGUAUGACUUCAUUUUAUUAAGAUGGACUAUUUACUUAGCAUUUAUUUAUUAUUGGUUGAAGACGAUGAAAUCAAAACUUUCAGUUUAGAUUAAUAAAGUUUUGAUUUAUAUUUAUUUAACAUCUUUUUAAUUUGCUCAUUUGGGCCCUACGCUACUAUUUAUUUCUAUUAUUUAGCAAUUAAACGACAGUUAUUUUUUAAUUUAUUAUACAUAAAGUUUUUACAGUAACGCUUCGCAAUUUAUAAAUUACCAAAUUAUUAUUCUCUUCGAAUUUUAAUGCUAUGAAAUAUCAUGCAUUUUUUAAUCACAUUAAGAACAAUUAAAAUGUCAAAAUAAAAUACGUGUACAUACGAUAAAACACAAUUCAAAAUAUUAUAACUAUAAAUAUUGUUAUGUCCGCUUUUCGGCUGAGCUUGAGAAGCUGGCCGAAGGAAGAUCGAUCGAUUUGAUAAAAGAAGCGCGGCCCGCUUUUGUUCUGUUCUGGGACGCGGAGCUGUCACGAGAUAUUUCGAAUAAUUCCGCCACGAUUUAUUUGUAUAAAGUUAUUAGAUUAAAGUUAGUGUUCCUUUUUAUAAAAGAGUGUCCUUUCCUUUCGCGUCGUGAAAACGAGUGUCUGCGCGAGAGAACUGUGUACUCGUUUUGUCGAGUACAACAAUAUAUUUAUAUGAAUUAAUACUAUACAAUAGACUACAAAAAAAAUAAAUAAAUAAAUCAUAAUAGAAUAUAGACCAGAGUUCGGCAAAAAAAAUGCACAUUUCAACUAAUUUUCAGAUCAGUUCAGCCUAACGCUAUUUCUCUUACCUCACUGCUCCGCGAAUAAUGAAGUGCCAAUCGAUACUCGAGACCGUAUGACGUUCAUAUAUGUAUGUUUAUAACAGAUUUUCAAGUCACCUAUGAGAUAUUAUUAAUGCAUUUUUUUCGCGGGACGGUGAAUUGAGAGGAAUAGCGGUAGACGAAGCAGAUUUGAAAAUCAGUUGAAAUAUGCAUUUUUGCCGAGCUCUAACAUUAAAAUGCAACUAAAACAGAAUAUCAAGCUCUUGUAUGCAAAGCAAUAUUAAAAG
This is a messenger RNA of Solenopsis invicta (red fire ant), 3367 nucleotides long. RefSeq lists its product as uncharacterized. Gene Ontology annotation, cellular component: clathrin-coated vesicle; actin cytoskeleton; apical plasma membrane. The record is from RefSeq and is a predicted model, not a curated record. Lineage: Eukaryota; Metazoa; Arthropoda; Insecta; Hymenoptera; Formicidae. Bases 168 to 989 code for a protein of 273 amino acids. Gene Ontology annotation, biological process: regulation of actin filament polymerization; negative regulation of apoptotic process. The transcript is spliced from 6 exons.